UAGUUUACUUUUCUUGAAAAUCUCAUCAACCAAAUGUGACAAGUCAUAAAGGUUUCCUCAACUAUGUUUCUUCUGGACUUGAUUCGGGAACAGGUACCAGCAGCGUUGAGGUGAAGGAGAACCGCGACAGCAGAAACCAAGUGGACUAUUCCACCAUACUACAACCUGGACAUCAUACAUCAUCAGCUCUUUGCACUGACAUCUCCAAAAGAAAGACGACAGUGGACUGUACCCUGGUACCUGCACAUCAUACACCAGCUCUUAACACUGACAUCUCCAGAGGGCUCUCCAGGACCACUGCUCUACAGAGGAAGCAGCCAUUGGUGGAAGGAAAAGACAGGCUUCUCUACGAACUCCAGUUGAUUUGUAAGAGGACGGCCCAUUGUCUCACGUCAGAUAGCGCCACAACUCCGUCUGCACGGUUGGUUGGGGGACGAGCGUCGCAUGGGAGUGAUGCCACCUGUCAGAAGACAAUGAUGACUUCCUGGUCUGGCACAAAGAAGAAUGCCCUGGUGCAUUUGAAUGAGCUGAGACCCGGUCUACAGUAUGAGAUAGUGUCUCAGACAGGUCCAGUUCACGCCCCUGUGUUCGCUGUAGGAGUAGAGGUCAACGGACUCAGGUUCGAGGGCCGAGGCCCCACCAAGAAGAAGGCUAAGAUGAGGGCAGCAGAGCUGGCUCUUAGGUCCUUCAUCCAGUUCCCCAACGCCCAUCAGGCUCACAUCACCAUGGGAAACCUCAACUUCAUCAACACCACAGCACCAGCAGACUUCACCUCAGAUCAGGCUGAUCUCGUCCCCGACACGCUCUUCAAGGAGUUUCAGCCAGAAGCACAGGAAGACCAAAUCCUUCAUCACAGAACAGGGGGAAAGGAGUUGCAGUUUGAGGAACCACCAACACAAAGACACCUCUACAGAGCAGUGAAAAAAGGACAGGCGUUGCUCUCCAGUAUCUGUAACCAUGGGAGACUAGUGCGCCUGACCCUUGACCUGAUGUCCUCAGCCAAUCAGAAGAGGCAGAGGAUCGGUUCCUCUAUCGUUGGGGAACUGAGGCCCGUGGCUCUGCUCAAUGAGUUAAUGCCAGGCUUGAGGUACGUCUGCCUGACAGAGAGAAAGAAAGGCAGGCCGAUCAGGAGCUUUGUGAUGGCAGUACGGGUGGAUGGAAGGGUAUUUGAGGGCUGUGGGCGCAGUAAGAGGCUGGCUAAAGCCGAGGCAGCAGUCUCAGCCCUACAGGACCUGUUUAACAUCAGUCUGGGUCCUGAGAGGAGCAUCAGCAAUACUGCCAGCUGGGCCAAGAGCGCACAGCUACCUCAGUGCUUUGCAGAGUAUAUCUUCCACUUGGUGAGAGAGAAACACAGUGAGCUGGCUGACUGUUGCUGCACUCCCUCCCAGUCGCACAGGCGUCACAAAGUACUGGCAGGCAUCGUAAUGACCAGAGGCUUUGAUCUGAGGCGAGCCCAGGUGGUGUCUUUGGGGACAGGGACCAAGUGUAUCAGUGGAGAGUGUGUCAGUGACCAGGGAUGGGCGGUUAAUGACUGCCAUGCUGAGGUCACCACCAGGAGGGCUUUCCUCCGCUUCCUUUAUGCCCAACUGGAGCUUUUCCUCUGCAACCGGCCAGGCAGUUUGGAGCAGUCGAUUUUUGUGCGAGACAAAGAGUCAUUAUACAGACUGAGAGACGGUAUUCUGUUCCAUAUGUAUGUGAGUUCAUCGCCCUGCGGGGACGCACGCCUCAACUGUCCCUACGAGAUCACAGCUACACACCAGAGCGGGUAUAGAUUUGUGAGGAAGUUGCGCUGCCAUCUGAGGAUGAAGAUGGAAGGCGGUGAGGGUACACUUCCUGUCAGCGUACUGAGAGCCAAUCAGAAAUGGGACAGGAGGUUGCCGAGGGAAGCUCCCGUAACCAUGUCCUGCACAGAUAAAAUUGCCAGGUGGAAUAUUCUAGGUCUCCAGGGCUCUCUCCUAUCUCACCUGGUAGAGCCGGUGUACCUCCACAGCCUCACAGUGGGCAGCCUGUGCCACACGGGUCACCUGGGAAGGACCAUGGCACGACGCAUGGGGCACAUCGCCCCUCUGCCCUCGUCAUAUAGACGGAACAGGCUACUGCUCGGCUGCCUCAGCAGCAGUGAGGGUCGGCAGCCAGGGAAGUCCCCAAGCUUCAGUGUGAACUGGAGUGCUGGAGAUGGAGAGCUGGAGGUGGUGGAUGUCUCCACAGGCAGGAAAGACUCAGGGACACCAUCCAGACUCUGCAAGAGAUCCUUCUUCACUCGCUGGGAGAGACUACACCACCAGCUUAGCAGUCCAGGAGGAGUAUUGGAUGCAGAGGAGGCCCAUUUUCUUAUGUCAGAUAGCACAACGACUCUGUCUGCACGGUCGGUUGAGGGAAGAGUAUCGCCUAGGAGUGAUGCCACCUGUCGGAAGAAAAUGGAGGAGGCCAUGAAGACGUACUGUGGAGCUAAGAUGGCAGCAGGGGCCUACCAGAGAGCCAGGCAGAAGUUUGUCAUCUCGCUGCAGCAGGCAGGUCUGGGCAUCUGGAACAGGAAACCACCAGAACAGGAGCAUUUCCAGAGCAGGGUGUGAGGGGCUCUUCUAGAAGAAGCAGUCCAGGGAAUUUUCUUUCGCCAAAUUCCCUCACGCGCACGCACACGCACACGCACACACACACACGCUGUUCCAAUCAUGGUAACUAAGAGGUUGUAAAAUACAAUGUCACCACGAUAGGAACAGCACAUACAGUGCCUUCGGGAAAGUAUUCAGACACCUGAGACAGGAUUGUAUCGAGG
This is a messenger RNA of Oncorhynchus kisutch (coho salmon), 2776 nucleotides long. Its product is annotated as double-stranded RNA-specific editase B2-like. Lineage: Eukaryota; Metazoa; Chordata; Actinopteri; Salmoniformes; Salmonidae. The coding region runs from base 474 to 2573 and encodes 699 amino acids. Gene Ontology annotation, molecular function: double-stranded RNA adenosine deaminase activity; tRNA-specific adenosine deaminase activity; double-stranded RNA binding. Gene Ontology annotation, cellular component: cytoplasm; nucleolus. Gene Ontology annotation, biological process: adenosine to inosine editing; RNA processing. The transcript has 8 exons. The record is from RefSeq and is a predicted model, not a curated record.